AUGAAAGCUGGACUAUAAAGUGGAUAGAAAGUUGGCUAAAUCAUCGGGCUCAACGGGUAGUGAUCAAUGGCUCCACGUCUAGCUGACAGCUGGAAUCAAGCGGAGUGCUCUAAGGGAUGUUUCGCCUUCGAGUUCUUGCUGCUGUGGCAGGCUUAGAGGCUGUUUCCCGAUGUUACCAUGGAAUGGCACAUCCCACCAGAAACAGGCAAAGACUUAUGAUGGCAGCUUUCAUAGGAACAACUGCAGCAACAGCGAGUGCUGGACUCCUAUGGAAGAGAGCCCAUGCAGAAGCACCGUCAUCUGUAAAACACAAUGCAAGGACAGAAACUAAUGAAAAAGUGAAGGACCAAGAAGAGGAGGAGAAUGACGAUAAUAGAAAGACUGUUGAGUCAAGUGGUGGAGGGGCUCAGCCCGAAGAGAAGAAGAAGAAACAACGUUCUGGAUUUAGAGAUCGUAAGGUGAUGGAGUAUGAGAACAGGAUACGAGCCUACUCCACUCCAGACAAAAUCUUCAGAUACUUUGCCACCUUGAAAGUAAUACAUGAGCAUGGAGAAUCGGAGGUGUUUAUGACACCACAAGAUUUUGUGAGAUCCAUUACUCCAAAUGAAAAACAACCAGAACACCUAGGUCUGGAUCAGUUUGUAGUGAAGCGAUAUGAUGGAAAGGAUUUCUGGCAGACAGAGAAGUUAUCUCAAGAACGAGAGAAGUUUGCUAAUGAAGACAGUAUAUUUUAUACACUUGGAGAAUGUGGACUCAUCUCUUUCUCUGACUACAUCUUCCUCACUACAGUUCUCUCCACUCCCCAGAGGAAUUUUGAAAUUGCCUUCAAGAUGUUUGAUUUGAAUGGUGAUGGUGAAGUGGACAUGGAGGAGUUUGAACAGGUCCAGAGCAUUAUUCGCUCCCAAACCAGCAUGGGCAUGCGUCACAGAGAUCGUUCUACUACAGGAAAUACUCUAAAGACUGGCUUCAGCUCUGCCCUGACGACAUACUUUUUUGGAUCAGAUCUGAAAGGAAAGCUGACAAUCUCAAACUUCUUAGAGUUCCAGCGCAAACUUCAGCAUGAUGUUCUAAAGCUUGAGUUUGAAAGGCAUGAUCCUGUGAAUGGGCGGAUCACUGAGCGCCAGUUUGGUAGCAUGCUGCUGGCCUAUAGUGGAGUGCAGUCAAAGAAGCUCACUCUCAUGCUGAAGCAACUCAGGAAACAUUUUCAAGAAGGAGAGGGGCUGACGUUUGAAGAAGUGGAAAGCUUUUUUACUUUUCUGAAGAAUAUAAAUGAUGUGGACACAGCUUUGAGCUUUUACCACAUGGCUGGAGCUUCUCUUGAUAAAGUUACCAUGCAGCAGGUAGCCAGGACAGUGGCAAAAGUGGAGCUCUCAGACCAUGUGUGUGAUGUGGUGUUUGCUCUUUUUGAUUGUGACGGGAAUGGAGAGUUGAGUAACAAGGAGUUUGUUGCCAUUAUGAAGCAGCGACUUAUGAGAGGUUUGGAGAAGCCCAAAGACAUGGGAUUUACACGACUCAUGAGGGCAAUGUGGAAAUGUGCGCAGGAGACAGCUUGGGACUUUGCUAUGCCCAAACAAUAACUGCAGCAAAUGGAAGAACCUGGUUUACAACAUGUUAUUGGGGCCAUAAAUCUAUCUGUACUGCUCUUGCAAAACAUGCCAUUGCCAGUGCUCUGCAGAUGAACACUCUUCACACAGAAAUCUACUGAAUGAUAACAGACCCAUUGCUACAUUGAACUAGAAAAAACCCACCCAAAAGACACAGACUAUUAACAACUGGAGUUUUUCCAAACACCAGAACAGAAAUUAGAGCCUAUUGUAUAUUCUACUUUAAUUUUUCCACUGCUGAUGCCUCUUUAAUAUUAAUCUCUCAGGAAAAUUACAAGAAUAAUUAGUUCGGUGUAUUGAAGCCACCAGUUUCAUUUCCAUGGUAUGCUCCAGUGUCCAACAAAACCAGGAUUUUAUGCAGAAUUGAAUACGGAUAGCUUCAGAGAACAAUCUUGGUCGGAACAGUCCUAUAUGUGUCAAACAGUGGGACAGAAAUGCCUAGCAAAUCUACUAGUAGCAAAUCCUAGUCUUUUGCUCCUGAAUUAUUUUUAGUUUAGAUUUUAAGCAUUAUUUACCAAAAAAAAAAAGUGUUUAGAAUGAGCUUUUGAAAGAGAGCUGGGUUUAUAGAAAACAAUAUCAAACUUUGUUUAUUACGAAAGCUGUCCAUAAGAUUAAGGGCACAGGGGUGUCUUGCAAGCUUGGUGUGAAAUAGGGAUAUGCCUGGUCAAGCAGGGGGCUGUCUGAGGCUUAGUUACUGCCUUGGAUAUAAGGAGUUUAAAAUGGCUUAAUUUUUUUCCCACCUUUCUCCUCCCUCAGAAGAACCCUGCCUUGCAUAAGAAACCUAACAUAUAUGCUCUUAGUAAUUCUCUUUUUAAUAAGGGGCUCCUCUCUCUGAGACUGUCCUUCUAUAUGGGGUAUUGGCUUUAAGGCUGCUAUUUACUGAAGCUUGAACAUUGUAAAAUAUUACUUUAAUUACACUGGUUCACAACAAAAGCAAAUGCUCAUCUUUCAUCUGUGUUUAUGGGAAGCCUCGUGACUUUAAGUCACAUUUGACUUUGUUGGCAGCAAGUCAACAAAAAUCUGAAUCUCUCUCUGCUGAAAAUGAACUUCUACUAAAUGUAAAAGGAGAAAACACAAAGCAUCAGUUUUAGAGAAGGCUGGAGGGUGGAAUUCUGUGCAUCGUCCGUUCUCACUCACUGGUAAAUUUGCUGCUUGUUUUGUAAGGAUCUGUCGACUGAGGCUUUAUGUGGCCAGUGUUUGGCAAAAAAUCUGAUAACACAGUGUACCCUAAAGUACAUUGAUUAGAAAGCUACCUUCCCCCUUUCACCUCCACACUUCAACUCUAAGUCUGACAUGGUUAAAUAUUUAGCCUUCUCUAGCUAAUCUAAUAACUUGUCUGUGUGUGGCAUUAAGUAUGCAUCCAGAUCGGAAAUAGCAUUAUUUAACCCCAUGAAAAUCAAGACAGAAAUGGAUUGUCCCGUCAGGUUUGGGCACCAGUACAACCGGGCUAUACCAAUCACUUUGAGACACCUUUGUGAUACCUACUUUGAGCAUCUCUCAAACUUCCCAUGCAAUUGCUUCCUGCAUUUUUUUCUGGGUUGGUACAAGUAUGAUGAGAAAUAGUUUUUCCUGAAGCUGAUGAAAACCCAUCUUAACAACAUAUUAGUUCCUGGGCUUGUUAUUCUGUUAAGCUCUCAGAAGAAACCAUUUCAUCCAGUGCCAAAGGCCCUAGAAACUUAGGACCUAGAUGUAGCAUCUUGUCUGGAUUGACAAGGAAACUUUCCCACUCCCACCAGGUUUCAACAGGUUCACAUGAAAGAUGUUUUUUCCUUUUCUUUUGUUGAAUUAGUCUUGGGUGCAAAUAAUUUAGCAAUUUAGCAUGUACAAAUCCAAGUGUUGUCAAAUAAAAAGAUAUAACUCCUCUCUACAUUCACAUCAAGUAUGUGGGAAAAAAAAAAGAUUGUCUGUAAACUAUCAAACUCCAACCACAUUGCAUAACUGAGUGUUACAGUGCUCCUAAUUCACUUAACAGAUCCUAACUCUAGAGCAUUAAUGUAAUCUAUUUUCAAGAGAGAGAGCUCCACAGAGCUCAGGUGACCUGAAGAAGAGCUCUGUGGAACCUGAAAGCUUGUCUCUUUCACCAACAGAAGUUGAUACAAUAAAAGAUUUUACUUCACCCAUCUUGUCUCUCAUAUCCUGGGACUAAUAUGGCAACAACACACAGAUAUCUAUUUUCAUGUCCAUUGUCUCAGCCCUACGCUGCCUUCUAGUGUGAAAGCAGUAGUAGUUUUCAAAUUCUUUUAAAUUUAUUUUUACUAAUUUUUUUUGCAGUUAUUGAGUCACCACCUUCUCGUGGAUAUUCUGUUGUCCUUGUGAAAGGUGUUGGUGUCAAAAGGAAUCCACAUCAUAACUGACUUCGUAGUUGCUAGUUUCCACCAAGAAACAAAGGACUGAACGGGCAUGAAGACAACCACUUGCUUACUCCUGGUCUUUCUAGCAGAGAGGGGAUGGGAACUUAUGCUGCUGCUGCUGCCUCUGGUCUACCCACUCUGUGUAUAAACUUAUCAACCAGCGAUCUUUGACAGCUGUGCAACCUUCUCUGAGUACUUCAGCACUCUCUUUGUUUUUUCUUUUUAAACAAAACUAAAUGCAUGUUAAAGCCCACUACAGAACUGAAUUCACCAAAAAGCCUCUGCUGUGAAUAUGAAGAACAAUGCAUGGCAAGUAUGAAUUGCAAAGAUCCAAUUCUACUGAGAGCUAGCUAGCCUGAUCAGUUGCAGUAGCUAUACUGUCCUACAUUUUGGAUUUUUUACUCCAACAAACACAUUCCUGGGUGCGUAGAACAAUCAGAAGCAGAAGAAUUUAAAGCAAAAGAAAGAACCGCAUGCAGGAUCCUUCAGAACAGCUAAACAACCAUCCAGUACUAGUGUGGCUCCUCUUGGAGACAAAAGAGCAGAGCCAUCUGCAGUUGAUCAAGCUGCACAGUGGUAUCAAAGGCAGCUGAAAGAUCUACACACAAAUAUGAGCACUCUUUUUAUCCAUUGUCUGAAGGUUGUUGACUGAGACCAGUGCAGUCUCUGCCAUCCCUAGCUCUAAAGCUGGACUGAUGAAGUUGAGAAAACCUGAGGACUUCAGGUACUGAGUUGCUUUGAUGCCACCUUCUUUAUAAUUGUCUCAAAAGGGAGAUUGGUGACUGAGUGAUAGUAAGCAGGAAUCCCACUGUCAAGAUAGGCUUCAUCAAGAAACAAACAGUUAUUUAACAGAUGCUGUGACCCUACCAUCCUGAAGAGAGAAAAUGACACUUUCUGCUAAUAAUAGGUCCUGUGUCUGAGCCAUAGGUCUUAAUAGCCAAGAGGGACAGGAGAUAAUAGGAUGGACCUUAUUGAGGCUGGAAACCAAGUGCAGGGCCCCAAAAUUGGGCCACCUUUCUAUGUCAUACCAUCCUCUUGUCCGCUCUUCAACACCCCAGGGCUAGUUUGUGUAGAAUAAGGAGCUCUGCAGAAGAAGGCAUAGUGAGACAGCUGAUGUAAGGAGACUAGAACUAAAAUCCACAGAGGUGAGCAUUCUCUAAAAAUUGCAGCAGAAUCUCCGGUUAUGCUUUCUGCUCGGUGUGAGCAUGGGGAUGGGAGGAAAGAAUGUGCAGCCACUGCUUCUCAUUCAAUGUGGAACUGUUUGUGUGUCCUCCAAAUGGUUAACAUGUAUGGGAUCCAUUCAUUCCUAAAGGCUAGAGCACCUAUAUUUCUCCUAGAAUUCCAUACGGCAGUUUGUUUCAUAUGUGCUGAAUUGGACGUAAACCCACUAAAUGAGCAGGAGAAACUGUUAGGACUUUUUUGUUGGUAGAUGUGUUCUUUCGCAAUCCCUGCCUGGAUGAAGAAAGCAAACUGGGUAUCUAAAAGAAACAGUGACUUGCUAGACCAGUGAAGAAUAAUUGUCUGAAGUUCUGGAGCUCAGCUGCCUCUAACCUUUGAUUUAUGUAUUCCCAAUUAAAUGGUUAAAAUAAGGCAUAAAACCAAACUGACUUUUUUAAGGGUCAAGUCUCCAAUGCAGUUACAGAUCAUUUAAUUUAGUGGAGGACAGUGAGCAACAUGAGUGAUACAACCGAAGAUUUUAUUUAAUAUAAAACAAUUAGGCAAACAGGCAUUACAAUAUAACCAUGCAGUGCAGGAUACUCACAUUCUAAGAUGAAAUGUGGGAGAAAAGUGGAGUAAUAACAAAAGUAGGGAUCAGUGGCAACCCCAGGGUGAAGAAUAGGGUGAAAACUCAUCUACCUUGGGUGCUUGGUGUUGACCCAGAAGGGAGACCUGGUAGUUGCAGUGCUUGAGACCUCACUAGCAAAUGGUUUAAAAAAAGCCGUUGCCACAACUGGCUUCUACAGUGCCAGGUGCAGAUUGCAUAAGCCAAAAGUAUAAGAAGAAAAGAAAACAAAUCUCCACUGCAGCUAAAAGCUUUCUUCAGUCAGGAUAUUAAAAGGUAAACCUAGUCCUAUAGCUAAGAGAACAAUUCUGCCAUCUGCUGUGCAAAGGGAGUUAAAGCAGCCCACACUGAUUUCAAACUCAAAGGUGCAGUGAAUCUGGGAGAUCUUUUUAGUCUUUGCAGUUCAAGUUCCUUUGAAUGUGAGUCAUGGAGCCUUUGCCUUUCACCCCAUAUUGCCUUGUCUAUGUGUCAUAAAUCAGUGCCAGAGUUACAGAUAAGAGUGAAAAACUGUAAAUGAUUUAACAUCUCUCGGCCAGAACAUUUGUGUCCUAAAAACUUAUACAUUUAAAAUGUGGCCUAGAACUUAGGAAAUGGGGUUUCAAACACUUUUGAAAAGGGCUGAAUUCUGUAACCCUUUGGUCAAGAGAGGUUCAGUCCAGAGGCAAAUAUAUAACCAGCACAGGGCAGUGCUGAAAGGCCUAAGCAAAAAUAUUUUGAAUGCUGCCCCAACUCUCUAUCACCUCCUAAAAAUACUAAUUUUAUUAUUUUCACAAUCCAACAAAACCCCCAAUACUGCACAUCAUAAUACACUAAGUUAAACAGUUCACGUUAAGAUGAGUAAUAUUUUGGGGUAAUACUAAAUCAAGGCCCCCUUAAACUGCCUGGGCCUUAAACAGUUGCUUAGUAUACUUAUAAGUUCCAAGUAUAGAAGCAGGAAUUAUGAACAAGAUGAAAAAAGAGGUUAUUUUACUGCACAAACAUUAUGGGAAUUACAUGGGGGAAAACUUUUCUCCAAUGAGUAUGUUCAUUGGAGUGACUACAAACAAAGAAAACCCCAAAACAUAAGUAAAUCUUGGAUGUAACAAUUCAAAUACUAUAUAAAUCAUAGUGUGCAGUGCGAUAAAGAGCAUUUUCUACUCUAGAAAACAUCAGUGUAAAAGAACAGGAAAGCUUGGUUAUAUUACAAAUAAGUUAAAUGAAGCAAAUGCAAUCAAUUUGCUCACAUCUAAAAAUAUAUAUUCAGAGACAUGAGUAAUAUUAAAUGUUUUUAAUAUUGUGUUUUCAAAACAAAAUUGCUUCAGAACAUUUACGUAAUAGAAAUGUAAUGAGGGCUGAUUAAUACUUGUUGUUCACUAUAAUUCAGCCAGAAAGAGCUUGUUCUUGUAACCAAAACUAACUAGACGUGGAGUUGGGGUAAAUACGUAGUUUUUUGUCUUUUCAGUCAGAUUGCACCAUGCCAAAUCCUGGACGUGGCUUAAUGUUUGAUGCUUUGUCCGAUAGUGUGGGGCUACGUCUUUUAUUAUAUAAGGAUAUAAAGAUUUCCAAGUAACACAAGACAGUCAUUUCUUGCAGAUAUGCUUGUAGUUGCCAUUGAAGUUGCAUGCAACCAAUGAAUACAUAUAGUCCUAAUUAAACCACUUUAAUUAUUUAAUUGAUCACAUAUAACAUGUCCAAACAAAAGAAACAUGUACAGUUCUGUGGUGCAUUGCGGGAUACUGUACAUGACUUGACAAUAUAUUUUUGGUAAUAUUAAUGAAGUAAAUUAAAUAGAAUAAAGGGUGACCAGUGUUGAUUUGCCUUUGUGCCCACUCUUUUCCAUAAGGAAGAUAAUCUAUCAAUUGGUACAGAAGUGUGAUUAUGUAGAUAUUUAAGAAGAGAUCCAUGCUCUUUAGUUUAAACACAGAGAAUAAAAUAAGUAAGACAC
Molecule: messenger RNA, 7662 nt
Organism: Gopherus evgoodei (Goodes thornscrub tortoise)
Lineage: Eukaryota; Metazoa; Chordata; Testudines; Testudinidae
Gene: MICU1
Product: mitochondrial calcium uptake 1
Exons: 14
Coding region: 117-1577 (486 amino acids)
Biological process (GO): mitochondrial calcium ion homeostasis; calcium import into the mitochondrion
Cellular component (GO): uniplex complex
Molecular function (GO): calcium ion binding
Source: RefSeq, a predicted model, not a curated record